AUGUCAAAACUAUUAUCACUUAUUCUUCAACCUGUUGGUAUUGGAUUUAUUGUUUUAGGAUUUUCAUUAGAUCGUUGGGGAUGUGGUAGAUUAUUAGAUUCUUGUUUACGUAAUUAUAAAACUACUACAAUAAUGUUAAUGUUAUUCUUAAUAAUUGGUAUGUCAUUUUUAAUUGUUGCAUUUUCACUUGAUUUAGCAACAAUUAUCUCUUCAUCUUUGGAUGUAAAUCCAACAUUCACCUCUAUUAAAUUAAUUUUAUCACUUGUUGGUUUAACUGGAAUAUUUUCUGGUAUUCUUCUUUAUGCUAUUAAAAUAGAUCGUGAUUAUUCCCAACUAAUAUGUGUUAUUGGUAUUGUAUUAGCUUGUCAAGUUGCUUUACUUAAUUUAUUUUUAUAUCCAUGUUUUUUUGAGAAAAAACCUAAAGUAGUAGUAGCAACAGUUAAGUAAAUCAAUAUAUAUAUGAAUUAAUACUUACUGUUAGUUACUACCCUAUCCCCACCCCACCCCCAACUCUUUUGUAAGUUAGAUUAUAUUUCAUUCCAGUAUUUAAAUCUUGUUGUUUGAAUUUAUUCCCGUAAAUAUGUUUGUCGAUUUACUGUCUAUUCCCAUUAACAUUUUUUUUGAUUUUUAGAUGGAUAACAGAUCAAUAACAUUCUUCAUUGAUGUUAAUUUAACCUACAACAUAAAUAUUACUAUAGUUGA
Schistosoma spindalis is the source of this 702-nucleotide messenger RNA. NCBI's taxonomy places the organism in Eukaryota, Metazoa, Platyhelminthes, Trematoda, Strigeidida, Schistosomatidae. The record is from the annotation of a GenBank genome assembly.